AUGCAACACGACGUGCCGAGUGAAGCUGCAAAAGGAGACCUAUACACAAAAAGGACUUUUGGCCCCGGAAGCAAUGACUUCUGGGCCGGCACAGGCGGGACAUCGUCAUCAAUGUCCGGGUGUGAGCGCGCGGCAUGGGUUCCUCUCAGCGCUGCGCUCGUGGUGAUGCCGUGGGCCACCUCCCCAACACGUCGUGCAGCUGUCACUGUUGGUGGAAACGAGUUGGCGCGCCGUGCGACGGUGCUGUGGGCACAAUUGGCGCCGGGGAAGAACGGCACACGACCAUAUUUUUUCAAUGCCACAUUGUUCCUAAGUUUGCGCAUUGCACUAGGGUUGCGGAAAAUACUUGCCGCUUAUGGAAGAGGGCCGGUGCCAUCCACAGCAUCUAAGAAGGGCCUUUCGCAGGACGGACGGGUGGUGGCUUUUGGCGCCGCAGGGGGUAAGCCAUCGGGGCAGAGGCGAAUUGUGAGCGCGGCCUGGCAAAAGGUAAAGAAAACCCGGGAGGAACGCAAGACUAUAGUUGUUCCGCCGGAUCGCAUCUAA
Molecule: messenger RNA, 543 nt
Organism: Trypanosoma cruzi
Lineage: Eukaryota; Euglenozoa; Kinetoplastea; Trypanosomatida; Trypanosomatidae
Exons: 1
Coding region: 1-543 (180 amino acids)
Source: RefSeq, a predicted model, not a curated record